Alnus glutinosa is the source of this 934-nucleotide messenger RNA. Its product is annotated as protein PELPK1-like. The record is from RefSeq and is a predicted model, not a curated record. Bases 124 to 825 code for a protein of 233 amino acids. The transcript is spliced from 2 exons. NCBI's taxonomy places the organism in Eukaryota, Viridiplantae, Streptophyta, Magnoliopsida, Fagales, Betulaceae.
ACAUCCCCCCAGACAGAUCAUCCCUCUAUAAAACAGUACUAUGGUGAAUCUUUAUGUUCAAACCAUUCUUGGAAGAAGCUUAACCUUCUUUGAAACUGCCAAAUUCUAAAAGGUAGAGCAGACAUGAAUUGUCACAAGAAUUUGUGCAUUCUGUUUUUGGCUACUGUGUUAGUUUUUGGCAAUGUAGUUCUCGCCACUCGCCUCCUUGUAGACACAACACUACCUAAGGUUCCUGAGUUUACCAAGCCAGAACCGCUGCCUCUUCCUACAGUUCCAAACUUGCCUAAACCUGAAUUACCACUACCUAAGGUUGAACUUCCCCCGCUUCCUCAUGUCCCGACCCUUCCAAAACCUGAGUUUCCAGCGGUGCCUCACGUUGCAAAGCCUGAACUGCCUCCUUUGCCAAAGCUGGAGGUGCCAAAACUGCCGGAAUUGCCACCUCUGCCCCAUCUCCCAGAUCUGCCAAAGCCCAUAUUACCUACCAUCCCAAGCUUUCCCAAGGAUAUACCCCACUCAACUUCUAACCCUUUUUCCCAAGCCAUGAACCGCCGCCUCUUCCUACAGUUCCAAACUUGCCUAAACCUGAAUUACGUACCACUACCUAAGGUUGAACUUCCCCCGCUUCCUCACGUCCCGACCCCUCCAAAACCCGAGUUUCCGACUGUGCCUCACGUCGUAAAGCCUGAACUGCCUCCUUUGCCAAAGCUGGAGGUGCCAAAACUGCCGGAAUUGCCACCUCUGCCCCAUCUCCCAGAUCUGCCAAAGCCCACAUGCAUUACCUACCAUCCCAAGCCUUCCCAAGGAUAUACCCCACUCAACUUCUAACCCUUGAGUUUCCCGAAUCUGGUAUAUGGGGAUCCGCGCGCCCUAGUGAUUUGUGCAUGGAUUAGUGCAAGUAGUGAUCUCCCCAAUUAUGUCUUCUUCGUGUUUGUGG